AUGAAUCUCGAUCAACUAAAUCAGGUUCAAGAAUUAACACGAUAUCACCUCAAUUCUGGUUUCCCAUUUUCUGUAACGCCAAGGAAUUUCAUCCCUGAAAAGAAAAUUAAAAAAGUGGAAAAAAAGCCUAAUGCGUUUCGGGUGUAUUCACAUAUUUUCACAAAGACGAUGCAAAUGCAUGAUAUAUCGUUACCACAGCACCCGCAACAAAAACAUAUACUAAGAUCAGUAAUUAAUAGUGCAUGGCGAAACGAAAGUGUAUAUACCAAACAAAUAUGUCAAAAUAUUUCUGAUGAGGCAUACAAAGAAUUGAAGUACAAUCCUUCUUUCUUAAUUUAA
Funneliformis geosporum is the source of this 339-nucleotide messenger RNA. NCBI's taxonomy places the organism in Eukaryota, Fungi, Glomeromycota, Glomeromycetes, Glomerales, Glomeraceae. The record is from the annotation of a GenBank genome assembly.